UAACUCGGAUACAUUACACACACCGGACCGACCGUCCACCUCGUCCCCGCCGACCGGUCACCAGGUCCUCGCCCUCAUGUCCACCGCCGCGGUGCUCAUCGCCGCUGUCGUCGGCGGAGGGGUGCUGGUCCUCAUGCGCCGCUUGUUCCCCGCGCAGAGAGCCGGCGCCGGGGAGCUGCUCCACUAUGCGGCCGACACCAUGCGGGGGAAGACGGUCAUCGUGACCGGGGCCAACUGCGGCAUCGGGAAGGCCCUGGCCGCGGAGCUCGUGAAGCUGCGAGCCCGCGUCAUACUGGCCUGUCGCGACCAGCGGAGCGCCGAGGAGGCGGCACGCGACAUCAGGAAGCAGGCGGGACCCGGCCAGGGGCAGGUGGUCGUCAAGCACCUGGACCUGGCGUCCCUCGGGUCGGUCCGCAGGUUCUGUGAGGAAAUGAACGAGGAGGAGUCCAAGAUUGACGUGCUCAUCAACAACGCGGGCGUCUACCAGUGUCCCUACGCGAAGACCGAGGACGGUUUUGAGAUGCAGCUCGGCGUGAAUCACCUGGGUCACUUCCUCCUCACUCACCUGCUGCUCGACCUGCUGAAGACCUCGGCCCCCAGCCGCGUCGUCGUGGUUUCCUCCAAGCUGUACAAGUACGGCCGCGUCAACUUCGACGACCUGAACAGCGAGAGCAACUACGACAAGUCCUCCUGCUACAGCCAGAGCAAGUUGGCCAACCUGCUGUUCACGCUGGAACUGGCUCGUCGGCUGGAGGGCACGGGGGUCACGGUCAACGCUCUCACCCCGGGCAUCGUGAGGACCAGACUGGGCAGGCACGUCCAAAUCCCCCUCCUGGCAAAGCCGCUGUUCUACAUCGCUUCGCUGCUCUUUUUCAAGAGUCCGCUCCAGGGGGCCCAGACUCCCCUCUAUCUGGCCUGCGCCCCGGAGGUGGAGGGGGUGUCGGGCAAGUGCUUCGCCAACUGCGAGGAGGAGGAGUUGAUGGCCAGAGCUACAGAUGAGCACGCAGCUAAGAAACUGUGGGACGUAAGCAGCAGGAUGGUUGGACUCACUCAGACAUAGGCACCGUCCUGCUCUGUGGAGGGUCUUUCAGGGGACUCAUGCAUCCUUGGACCAAGAUGAUUAAUCCCCAGCAGCCCCGCUGACUCGGGACUCGGGCUGCUGUUGUUUCGGGGAGAGACGGCUUGUGAAAAGACCAAUUGCCACAGUUGGGUUCAAAUAAUUAAUGGACAGACAUAUACUAUGUACUAUUGUAAAAAGUGUGUAAAUUAAAUUGUGCAGAGAUUGUAUGAAAAGGAUGGGGAUGAUGCAAUCGGAGUAAUACUUUUCAAAUAAACUCAUUAUACAAUGAAAUAUUUCCUAAAACUUGCUGGUGCCUGGUUGGUCUGAGGUUAUUAAUACAAAACCCAGAUAGCACCUUGCUCUUAUGCCAAUGACUAAGAUUCAAAAAGACAUCAUGAUGAAAGGGAACAAGCUCAUCUCCUCAUAGCAUUUCUUCAAAGCCAAACUGAGCCGACACACUUCCCUCCAUUGAGAAGUGGCAUUAUUGCCCGUGUUGGAAUAGUACAUCUGCAUACUUGACCAUGUAUUUUGCUGUGUUUAAAAAAAGAGGGGUGGGGAGGGGGGCAGUUGAUAAUCUAGUUUCCCCUCGUGUUUGCGUUUGAAGUGUAAAUUCUCGCUGCCGUGUCUGGAGGAGCUGCAACAAUACAGUAAGGUCGACAAUGCAGAUCGUGUGAGAUCCUGCUGAUGCUGCGGAUCCCUCCUGUGGAGGAAUUCAAUCCCACAUGUAAAUCCUCUCUUAACCUCAUCGGGGAGGAUGCAAUAAUUAUAAUGUGAAAUUCAGACGUACACAAAUAAAUAUAAUGACACUCCUGA
Scophthalmus maximus (turbot) is the source of this 1873-nucleotide messenger RNA. It is a transcript of the gene rdh14b, whose product is annotated as retinol dehydrogenase 14b. The transcript is spliced from 2 exons. Bases 77 to 1060 code for a protein of 327 amino acids. The record is from RefSeq and is a predicted model, not a curated record. Lineage: Eukaryota; Metazoa; Chordata; Actinopteri; Pleuronectiformes; Scophthalmidae.